This is a messenger RNA of Cicer arietinum (chickpea), 1261 nucleotides long. RefSeq lists its product as uncharacterized. NCBI's taxonomy places the organism in Eukaryota, Viridiplantae, Streptophyta, Magnoliopsida, Fabales, Fabaceae. The record is from RefSeq and is a predicted model, not a curated record.
UCUCUCUCUUGGACCCAUUUAUGAACAUUUAAUAAUAAUUGUUGUUAUUUUCAGAACUAAAACUCAAAGGGUCUCUUUCUACAAUCUCUUCUCUGAGAUCUCUCUGAUUCAAAAGCUUUCUACUUCUAUAUUCUCUUCUUUUGUUUGUCAUGCUUCGGUUUCGGUUGUUUCGCCUUUCCUCUGUUCCACCAUUUUCUAUUCAUGGCAAUAAAAUAGCUGGCUCUCAUCUAAUACACACAGUGAAAAUGGGUUUAAGAGGAAAGAAAAAUAUGGAAAAGCAACAUCCAAUUUUGCAGCAAAAUGUAAUCGUGAUGAGGCACAGCGAACGCAUCGAUAACUUUGAGCCGUUGUGGGCAUCGAUGGCGUCACGACCGUGGGAUCCACCACUAUCAGAAUCGGGGCAAGUUCGGGCAUUCCAAACGGGUCGGAGGAUUAAACAGAGUCUUGGAUUCACGAUAGAUCGAGUCUUUGUCUCCCCAUUUCUCCGUUGCAUCCAGACUGCUGCCGAAGUUGGUAAUGCUCUGUUGAUUAAUGAUGGUGAUGGAUCUCUCGUUGGCGACCGCAUUUUGGUUGACUCUACAAAACUCAAGGUCUCUAUUGAGUAUGGAUUAUGUGAAAUGAUAAACAGUAUAGCCAUCCGUCUCAACGUUGCUCCUAAAGAUGGAAAUUUGAGUUUUGAUAUAACAGAGCUUAAAGCCAUGCUCCCGGCUAGGACUGUGGGUGAUAAUGGUGAAAUGGUAUAUAAAGAGUUACCUGAAUGGGAAGAGUCGGUUUUGCAAGCAAGGGCUAGAUAUCAACAAACAAUUCAGAACCUUGCAGAUAAAUAUCCAACUGAGAACUUGUUGUUUGUUACACAUGGGGAAGGAAUUCAGGUGGCUGUUUCUUCAUUCAGAAAGGAUGUUGUGGUAAAUGAAGUGGAGUAUUGUGGAUAUGUAGAACUUACACGUCCUAUUUUCAAAAAAGAUCAUUCACUUAUUGGUGGAGAGUUCAAUUUACUAACUCAAAGUGGUCAAAGUGGGGUAACCUAUAUUUCCUCCCACGGUCUUUGAAUAAAGGAUAUCAACCAAACUUGAAAUGUAUAUCAAGUUUAUAGGAUUCUAGUUUAGAGUCCCACGAAAUGAAUUAAAUUAUACUUGAGCUUAUAGUUUGGCGGAGCUUAGUUUUGUAACUUCAAAUGCUGAGUUUCAAUUUUAUUUGGGUUAUUUGUAAAUUGUCAUAUGUGUUACUUUGAUUAAUAAAAAGUUCCUUCUUCUUCGUUUUA